This is a messenger RNA of Eucalyptus grandis, 2381 nucleotides long. RefSeq lists its product as uncharacterized. The record is from RefSeq and is a predicted model, not a curated record. Bases 518 to 1972 code for a protein of 484 amino acids. Lineage: Eukaryota; Viridiplantae; Streptophyta; Magnoliopsida; Myrtales; Myrtaceae. The transcript is spliced from 16 exons.
UCCGAGGCUAUCCAUCAAGCCGUUGCUACUUGCACUACAAUCAACCAAAUUAGUCAACAAAAUAACAGAUAGGUUCUGACAAUUUGAUGGCUCUUUCAUGAUCCUAUCAAUGAGACUGUUCUGAGAUAGAUAAACAGCUUUAGAUGCAAAAUCCCCUGCCUCGUUGCUGGUGUUCUUAUAAGUUGGGAAUGCUGGUGAUCCUUGGAUGCUGGGAGUUUCCAUUAUUCCUUGCUUGUCUGAUGCAUUAACUGGAGAUUAGGCACGGAAAGAGUGCCUUGUACUUUGGAUCAGAGUGACAGUAGUGUCGGUUACGAGAAAGCUUUGGCCAGUCUUCUUCGGGGGCAUCGCUUCUCUCCCUCCUCUGCAAAGGACGAAUCGCUUCCAAAGUAUACUUGUCGUGGGAUCCCACGAAUCUCGCUCGACGUCUCCUUCAAUCCAACCCCUCUGCUUCUUCUUUCCUUCUUCUUCUUGUUCUGCUUCUUCCAGCUCUCGACAUUCGCAAGACACAGAGAGAAAGAUGGCGAAGGAGAAGGAGGUCAUUCGGCUGGAGCGCGAGUCGGUGAUUCCGGUCCUGAAGCCGAACCUCAUCAUGACCUUGGCCAAUCUCAUCGUGCGUAGUAAUGACCGUAAAGAGUUUUUAAAGUUGUGCAAGAGAGUUGACUAUACGAUUCGAGCCUGGUAUCUUCUGCAAUUCGAGGACUUGAUGCAACUUUACUCUGUCUUUGAUCCUGUGGAUGGGGGUCAGAAGCUGAAACAGCAAAACCUAUCUUCUGAAGAGAUUGAUGAACUUGAGCAAAAUUUUCUUUCGUACUUAUUUCAGGUUAUGGAUAAGAGCAACUUCAAAAUUGCUACAGAUGAGGAAAUUGAUAUUGCACUUUCUGGCCAGUAUCUCCUUAAUCUUCCAAUUAAAGUCGAUGAAUCCAAGCUUGACAAGAAUCUUCUGAAAAGAUACUUCGCAGAGCAUCCUCAAGAAAAUCUUCCAGAUUUUGCAGAUAAGUACAUUAUAUUCAGACGCGGCAUUGGGAUAGAUCAAACAACAAGUUACUUUUUCAUGGAGAAACUGGACAUUAUCAUCGCACGUAUUUGGGCAUAUAUUUUGAAACUCACCAGGAUUGAGAAACUUUUGCCUAGAAGGUCAAGUGCACGUAACAAGAGAGAUCCAAAGAAGAAUGAUGAAAUCGUGACUGAAGGAGAGCAAAAUGACUUCUAUGUAGAACGAAUUCGUAUAGAAAAUAUGCAUAUAAGUUUUCGCAAUCUUCUGAGCAAGAUUACUAUCCAAGAACCCACCUUUGACAGGAUAAUCGUUCUUUACAGGCGCUCAAGUCCCAACUCGAAUGCUGAAAGAGGAAUAUACUUAAAGCAUUUCAAAAACAUUCCAAUGGCAGAUAUGGAGAUAGUACUUCCGGAAAAGAAAAAUCCUGGGUUGACUCCAAUGGACUGGGUGAAAUUUCUUGCCUCUGCCGUAGUUGGUCUGGGAGCUGUGGUUGGUUCUCUUGACAUGCCUAAAGUUGAUCUAUGGAUUUUUGCGGCGCUUUCUACAGUGAUAGGUUACUGUGCAAAAACAUAUUUCGCAUUUCAGCAAAAUCUGGCUGCAUAUCAGAACUUAAUUACCCAAUCCAUGUAUGACAAACAAUUAGACAGUGGGAAAGGGACUCUUCUGCACCUGUGUGAUGAUGUGAUCCAACAGGAAGUCAAAGAGGUGAUUGUGUCAUACUUCAUACUGGUGGAGCAAGGGAAAGCUACUAAACGGGAUUUGGACAUACGAUGUGAAGAGCUAAUAAAAGAAGAGUUUGAUGCGAGAUGCAAUUUUGAUGUGGAUGAUGCAGUUGGGAAACUAGAGAAAUUAGGCAUUGUUGAUCGGGAUCUUUUUGGAAGAUACCAAUGUGUAGGCCUCAAACGUGCUAAUGAGAUCAUUGGAACCACGACAGAGGAACUUGUCCUCAAGGCAGAACAGUCCACGAUUGCUUCCUGAUGGUAUUGAAGGCGGAUCUCCGCUGCAAUGCUUUCACAUUAAAACGGAGUGCCUAACCUUUGGAGUCGUUUGCACGUAUGCCAGUUAGUCCUCAAACCUUUCUGGAAAAAAGGAAGUCGCAGCGGCCACUAUAUACUUGCCAUCCGGAGUGUUCAUUUGUUCAUUUUAAUAUUGUAAUUAUUGUUAUGCAAAUGCUAGAAGUGGCCGUGUGCCGCAGACCUGGAUAUAGGAAGGAUGGUGGCGGAAGUAGGUUUGUUCAGUUUCAUGUCGUUCGAUCUACAGAGUCCGGAAUGUGAAUCCUACGAGUUCUUGAAACCAAACGACAACACCUCUAUCCAAAGAAUGCAUAGAUUCCAUCAAUGCCCCAUUUCACUGCAAUCAAAAGAAUGCAAUAGAUUCUUCACUGCAA